Molecule: messenger RNA, 1349 nt
Organism: Nilaparvata lugens (brown planthopper)
Lineage: Eukaryota; Metazoa; Arthropoda; Insecta; Hemiptera; Delphacidae
Product: dihydroorotate dehydrogenase (quinone), mitochondrial-like
Exons: 8
Coding region: 1-1197 (398 amino acids)
Biological process (GO): 'de novo' pyrimidine nucleobase biosynthetic process; pyrimidine ribonucleotide biosynthetic process
Cellular component (GO): mitochondrial inner membrane; cytoplasm
Molecular function (GO): dihydroorotate dehydrogenase activity
Source: RefSeq, a predicted model, not a curated record
AUGUUACAGAAAAAGCUGAAACAGAUGCUAAUUGUGUGCACUGGUGGAUUCACUGCAUUCUCAGCCGUCAGUAUUUACAAAGGAAAUGAGAAAUACUACGAAAAUGUUCUGCUGCCGUUAGUACAUAAAUUAGACCCAGAACUUUCUCAUAAGUUGGCAGUAUUUGUUUCAAAGUACCAACUGUUGCCACAAAGUAAAUACAAGGAUCCAGCCGAAUUGUCAAGCCGGGUUUGGCACUUGUCGUUUAGUAAUCCGGUUGGUGUUGCAGCAGGCUUCGAUAAGCACGCCGAGGCAGUAGUCGGACUAGCGCAGGUCGGAUUCGGAUUUGUGGAGAUCGGAUCCGUCACACCUCUGUCGCAGCCCGGUAAUCCGAAGCCGCGCGUCUUUCGACUCUCCGACAACCAUGCUAUUAUUAAUAGUUUAAAAAUGUCCCAUCUUUUGACUGUGGAAGAACGAGCCGAAAUAGCAGCUCAUUAUGAGUUCUGGGGGUCUGUGGUGCGACCCCAACACCCCCGGCCUAAGAGACUGGCAAGAAAAGGAACAGCUGAGAGCGCUUUUGUCAGAACUAGUGAAAGCCAGAGACAGUUGGGAAUCGAACCCCGACCGCUGCUCCUAUUAAAACUGGCGCCAGAUCUGUCUUCGCAAGAACCCCAACACCCCCGGCCUAAGAGACUGGCAAGAAAAGGAACAGCUGAGAGCGCUUUUGUCAGAACUAGUGAAAGCCAGAGACAGUUUGGAAUCGAACCCCGACCGCUGCUCCUAUUAAAACUGGCGCCAGAUCUGUCUUCGCAAGAAGUCACAGAUAUUGUUCAAGUGCUCCAAGACAAAAAGUGUCGUGUUGAUGGCCUGGUGAUAAGCAAUACAACGAUUGCGAGAGAUGACAGCCUGAUAGGUCCCCAUGUCCAUGAAGUGGGCGGUCUUAGCGGUCGACCAUUGACGCAGCGAUCAACUGAAAUGAUUUCGCAAGUUUAUAAACUCACCAAAGGGCAAAUACCAAUAAUUGGCGUAGGAGGAGUAUUCACAGGCCAAGACGCCUAUGAUAAGAUAAAAGCUGGUGCCAGCCUAAUACAGUUGUAUACCUCUUUCGUUUACCAUGGUCCACCCCGUAUAGAGAGGAUUAAGAAGGAGCUGCAUGAAUUACUACAGUCUGAUGGUUACCGAUCUAUACAGGAAGCAGUUGGGAAAGGAAUUUCGUGAUGAAUAUUUUUGAAAGAAAUGAAUAUUUGCUUCAAAUCUCGGUCAGCUGGUUCUUUUCCCUUUUAAUUUUAAAGAGUGUUCAGUGUCCAUACUAGAAAAUAAGUAUUAGUACAUUAAUGUUGAUUGUAAAAUAAAAAUAGAAAUUUAUUUUA